Pantherophis guttatus is the source of this 4393-nucleotide messenger RNA. The record is from RefSeq and is a predicted model, not a curated record. Lineage: Eukaryota; Metazoa; Chordata; Lepidosauria; Squamata; Colubridae.
GCCCUUUCGGGGAGGAUCCGUUUCCGGCCGAGCCUGCCGGAGGGGCGGCGUCCUCCUCCGGGUGGGAUCCGGGCGGCGGGGUCCGCGGAGGAGGCGGCUGUCCGGGAUCGCUUUCUCCUUCCUUCGGCCCUCCCACGAAACCCGUGGAUGCUUCUCCCUUAAGAGCACCGAAAGUGCUUUCCCUCCACUACCUCCCCAAAAAAGACAGCUCGGCUUCGUUUUCCCUCAUCCAAGAACCUUCCAUUGAACUGAAGAGCCGAGGAAGCUUCUUGGAGGAGGAGAAGGGAAACGUCUUCGAGGAAAAACACAGCCCAGUUGCCUUUUGGAGAAAGAAAAAAAAAGAAAGAGAAAAAGGAAGGGAGGGAGAGAGAGAGAGGAAAGAAAGAAAGAAAAAGAAAGAAGGGAGGGAGAGAGAAAAGAAAGAAAGAAAAAGGAAGGAAGAAAGAAGGGAGAGAAAGAAAGAAAGAAAGGAAGGAAGAAAGAAAGAAGCACCUUUGGAAAAACAUAACCUGGAAGACUGAGAAUCUCCAUAGAGACAUCCCGUUAUAGGAGGCUUCCCAACCCAGGAGGCCUGUGGGCGAUCCAGGCUGCUCUUUACCGGGACUUUUCUUGGCUCCGAAAGUGCCCUGUUUAUUUUUAUGGCAUCUGGGCAUUUGUUUUCUCCGAUGCCGCCCUUUGUUGCCAGGCGACGCCUGCGAUCCUCUUGCCUUAAGGGAAGCUUCAGCACAGCUGCUUCUUGGAAAGGGACUCAUAGGAUCUCCAGGCAGCUCCUAGCAUGCCCAGAAGGUGUAAAAACUGCAACUGAUAACUACCUAGAAUUCCAGCCAUUUUAGCAAUGGAUUGCCUAUUUAUUCUGAAUUGUCCUCUGAAUCUCUUCUACCUCACGAAAUUGACCACACAUCUCCAUCUUGGGUGUAUCAUAUUGUCGUGCGUUCUUUCCGUGCAUUUUUACUGCUGCUGUCCAUGUAUCUUAUGCCAUACGCUAAAUAAAAUAAAUAUCUGAACUGGCUGAUUGGAUUUGGCUAGUCUAGUGAAAAGAAAGGACUAGGGGUGGCAUGGUAGCAGUGUUCCAAUUAUUGGAGGGGUUGCCACAAAAAGAAGGGGUCAGCCUAUUCUCCAAAGCACCUGAAGGCAGGACAAGAAGCAAUGGAUGGGAAUUAAUCAAGGAGAAUUAAAGAGAGAUUUCCUGAAAGUUAGAACAAUUAAUCAGUGGAAUGACUUGCCUCCAGAAGUUGUGAGUCCUCCAAAACUGGAGGUGUUUAAAAAGAGAUUAGACAGCUACUUGUCUGGAAUAGUGUAGGGUCUCCUGUUUGAGCAGAGGGGUGGACUAGAAGACCUCCAAGGUUCCUUCCAAGUCUAUUAUUUCUUUGGUUAACAUACAGAUAUCACAAUAAGACAUAAUAUUCUAGCUAAUAUCAAACAAGAUAGAUAAGCAUACCUAAUCUAAGAGGGGAGAUUUUCCCCUGUGACUUGCUUUGAGCUUAAAAUAUGGGGGGGAGGGGGGGUUUCUACAUCAAGCACAAUUUUUGGUGUGAUGCGGAGGACAUGUUGCACCCUCUGGUUUCCUGUGUUGUGUAGCCUUGGCAUUCAGCCUCGCCGUAAUCAAGGAGCAAACCACCUCCUUAGCAGCACUAUUUCCAUCCUCCCCUGGGGGUGGGAGUCGUAUUCAGAGAAAAACAGCACAGAAUUACCUCCUCCCUGGCAUUUCAGUUUGCCACACAAUACUGUACAAGCUGGUUUUCAGGAUGGGGCAUUCUCACCCGAAACCCCGCCGAUUCUCUUCCCCAUCUGCAUCUUGAAUUGCGGUACUCCGGAAAAAGAUUCAGCCACUUAAUUGCGCUGAGGUUUCCGCAGCCAUCCAGAUGGCAUCCGUGACAACACUCGUCAAGACAACCGGCAAGGAUAUCAGUCUUUUGAGCAUUUCAAUAUUAAACAGGAGAACGAAUUGGGUUACGAGCGGGGGCCUGUAAACCAAGAUCGAUCAGAAAUGAAGACAGAGAUAAAGGAAGAGGAGGCCACUCCCAGCCACAACAUAUCGGCAUCUGGUUACAACGCACCCCCCUCUAACUACAGUUCUUCCGUUUCUGGCUACAAUGCCUCAGCUUCCUCUUACAAUGCGCCCUCUUCCGGGUAUAACACCUCAGACUCAUAUCAGUCUUGGCAGCAGCAGCAGCAGCAGCAGCCGCCACAGCAAGGGCAUAAGAGGACAUUUGAAGAGUCCAGGGGACGCGGAUAUUAUGAAUAUCGUGAGGAUAAAAGGGGUCGAUCUCCUCAGCCGCCUGCAGAAGAUGAUGAGGACGAUUUUGAUGACUCCCUGGUGGCCAUCGAUACAUAUAAUUGUGAUCUCCAUUUCAAAGUUGCCCGCGAUCGAUAUAGCGGAUACCCUCUGACCAUCGAAGGAUUUGCUUUCCUCUGGUCAGGCGCACGAGCGACGUAUGGGGUGCGGCGUGGAAGGGUGUGCUAUGAGAUGAAGAUCAACGAAGAGAUCUCCGUCAAACACCUUCCUCCCACCGAACCAGAUCCUCACGUAGUGCGUAUUGGCUGGUCACUGGAUUCAUGUAGCACUCAGUUAGGUGAAGAGGCUUUCUCCUAUGGCUACGGAGGCACCGGGAAGAAAUCCACUAGUAGCAAGUUUGAAAAUUAUGGUGAGACCUUUUCCGAGAACGACGUCAUCACUUGUCUCGUGGACUUCGAGUGCGGCGACGACGUUGAAAUGUCCUUCAUGAAGAACGGGAAGUGGCUAGGGAUGGCCUAUCGACUACGGAAGGAGAAUUUGGGAGGGCAGGCCCUGUUCCCUCAUGUCCUGGCGAAGAACUGUGCCAUCGAGUUCAACUUCGGCCAAAGGGAAGACACCUUCUUUCCGGCUCCACCGGGAUUCACCUUCAUUCAGCACCUCCCCCUGUCCGAGCGAGUUCGGGGCACAAUUGGACCAAAGAACAAAAGGGAUUGUGAAAUCUUGAUGAUGGUGGGGUUGCCUGCUGCUGGGAAGACGACGUGGGCCAUUAAGCAUGCCGCAGCCAAUCCAGCCAAGAAGUAUAAUAUUUUGGGAACAAACGCCAUUAUGGACAAAAUGAGGGUAAUGGGACUCCGACGGCAGCGCAAUUACGCUGGCCGCUGGGACGUUCUCAUCCAGCAAGCGACACAGUGCCUGAACCGCCUAAUCCAGAUUGCAGCCCGGAAGAAGCGGAAUUAUAUCCUGGAUCAGACAAAUGUUUAUGGAUCAGCUCAGAGACGAAAAAUGCGACCUUUUGAAGGUUUUCAACGCAAAGCCAUUGUAAUUUGUCCCACGGACGAUGAUUUAAAAGAUCGGACAAUAAAGCGCACGGAUGAAGAGGGGAAGGACGUGCCCGAUCACGCAGUGUUAGAAAUGAAAGCCAACUUUGCCCUGCCGGAAUCCGGCGAUUUUCUCGACUCGGUGGUUUACAUUGAGUUGCAGCGGGAGGAGGCGGAGAAGCUGGUGAGGCAGUACAACGACGAAGGCAAGAAAGCCGGCCCGCCCCCCGAAAAGCGGUUCGACAGCUGGGGCGGCGGAGGGGGCGGCGGCGGUUUCCGUGGCCGAGGAGGCGGCGGAGGGUUUCAGCGCUUUGACAAUCGAGGCCCGCCAGUGGGCAAUCGGGGCAGCUACCAGAACAGAGGAGGAGGAGGAAGUGGCGGCGGAGGAGGAGGAGGCAGCGGCGGCGGCGGCGGCGGCUACAGAGGCAGUGGUGGAGGUGGCGGAGGAAUUGGAGUUGGCGGCAGCAGUGGAAGUGGAAGUGGAGGCUUCAACCGAGGCAGCUACAACCAAAACCGUUGGGGGAGCGGAAACCGAGACAACAAUAACAACAGCCGAGGCAGCUACAACCAGAACAACCAACAGCAGAGCAGCUACAGCCCGGCACGUGACCAGAAUCCUUACAAGAGCAGUAGCAUGGCUCCUGCUCCUGCUCCUGCUCCUCCUCCGCCGGCCCUGGGCCCUGCCACCAACCCCCCUCCGGUGUCGUACAGUCAGGGACCACAGCAAAGCUACAGCCAGCCCUACAGCCCCCCUGCCAGCUACAGCCAAGGGGGCUACACUGCUCCCAGCUACAACUACGGAAGUUACGGCAGUUACAGCCAAAGUUACACCCAACCUCCGCCGCCACCACCAGCCCCGACCCCACCAGCCUACAGUCAGCCCAACUACAACCAGUACCAACAGUACACCCAACAAUGGAAUCAAUACUAUCAAAACCAGAGUCAGUGGCCUCAGUACUACGGCAACUACGACUACGGGAGCUACACGGGCACCUCGCAGGGAGGCUCAAGCACACAGUGAUCGCUCGGGAGGGUGUUGUUCCCCCCCCCCAGGGAAAAGGAACAGCACGUUCUUAACAGUGACGGGCAUUUCUGAAUCUUGAGAGAGAUCCAGAAGAGG